Molecule: messenger RNA, 2128 nt
Organism: Pangasianodon hypophthalmus (striped catfish)
Lineage: Eukaryota; Metazoa; Chordata; Actinopteri; Siluriformes; Pangasiidae
Product: carboxypeptidase Q
Exons: 7
Coding region: 401-1822 (473 amino acids)
Biological process (GO): proteolysis; peptide catabolic process
Molecular function (GO): metallodipeptidase activity
Source: RefSeq, a predicted model, not a curated record
GUCUCUGUCUAGCUGUCUUCAUUACGCAGGGCCAGAGUUUCUGGCACUGCUGUGUAGUAGAAGUAAAUAGACUUUAGCCUACAGCUUUGUACACUGAUGGUUGUUUGUUUGUGUGUAAACGCGCUUCUGGAUGAAGUAGAAAAUGAGCUGUUUUAUAGACACGUAAAUCAAAUAAAAUAGAGUUUUUGGAAAGCUUUGUUGUUUUCACGGACGUAGAAAAGUAUCUGGAUAUUUUAUAGGACCACUUCCUUCUAUCAUAUGUAUUUACAAGCCUUUUCUGUUCAGAAACCCUAAUACAGAUAUUAACCUGUGCAUCAGUAUCAGUCUAGUUUUAGUUUAGUACCUGAUUUCUUUGAUAUUUGGAUGCCAAGUAACAUCUUGUUUCCUUUCUUGCCUUCAGAUGACAGAUAGGGGAUACAACAGUGGCCUUUUGACUUUUCUCAUUCUAAUUGGUAGUUUAUUACAGUGCCACUGUAAGCCACAUGGCUACAGGAGUAAAUCUCUUGAAGAAGUAUCCAAGGAAUUAUCAAGUUAUUCUGGCAUUGCCCAGAAAAUCAUAGACUUGGCAGUGUAUGGGAAGGCACAGAACCGCUCAUAUGAACGACUUGCAGCCUUCACGGAUACAGUCGGAAACAGAGUGAGCGGGUCCAGGAAUCUGGACUUGGCUAUCAAGUACAUGUACAGUGCAUUGAGGCAGGAUGGACUGGAGAAUGUACACCUAGAACCCGUGAAGAUCCCUCACUGGGUGAGGGGACAGGAGAGUGCAGUGAUGGUUCUGCCACGAAACCACACCUUGUCAAUCCUUGGGUUGGGGAGUAGUGUUGGAACUCCCAAAGGAGGUAUAGAAGCAGAAGUGUUGGUGGUGGAGUCUUUUGAUGACCUGAAAAGAAGGGCGAGUGAGGCUAAGGGGAAGAUCGUGGUGUAUAAUCAGCCUUUUGUUAGCUAUGGGGAGACAGUGGCAUACCGUGCUUCAGGAGCUUCAGAGGCAGCUAAAGUGGGAGCAGUGGCUUCACUCAUUCGCUCUGUCACUCCGUUUUCCAUCAACAGCCCCCACACUGGGUGGCAGUGGUACCAGCCUGGUGUGCCUCAGAUCCCCACAGCCUGUAUCACGGUCGAAGAUGCCCAGAUGAUGGCCAGGAUGGCGCACAGAGGCACGAAAAUUGUGGUGCGCUUAACUAUGGGGGCUCAGACCCUGGAAGAUGUGGACUCCUUCAACACAGUGGCUGAGAUUACAGGCAGGGAGCACCCAGAGCAAGUCGUUUUGCUGAGUGGUCAUCUGGACAGUUGGGAUGUAGGACAGGGGGCUAUGGAUGAUGGUGGUGGAGUGGCUGUUUCUUGGGAAGCCUUAUCUCUUAUCAAAGACCUGGGCCUGAGACCUAAGAGGACACUCCGGGCUGUGCUGUGGUCUGCUGAGGAAGCAGGGGGAGUAGGAGCGAUGCAGUACUACCAACAGCACAAAGCAAACAUUUCAAACUUUGACCUGGUGAUGGAAUCUGAUAUGGGCACAUUUGCCCCUGUUGGACUGCAGUUCACUGGCAGUGACAAAGCCAGAGCCAUCAUGAAAGAAGUAAUGAAACUGCUGGCACCCAUCAAUGUAACAUCCCUGGAGAAACAUGGAGAAGGAACUGAUAUAAACAUGUGGAUGCAGGCUGGAGUACCAGGUGCCAGCCUACAUACAGCAGACAGCAAGUACUUCUGGUUCCACCACACUGAGGGUGACACAAUGACUGUGCAGAACCCAGCAGAGAUGAAUCUGUGUUCAGCUGUGUGGGCCGUGGUGUCAUAUGUCGUGGCAGACCUCGAAGAAAUGCUUCCCCGAUAACAGUUUCUCAACUUAGUCAUUGAGCACUUUCUCUUGCCCACCAUAACAGAAAGAGUCUGACCAAAAGGAAUGAGUUUAUCUAGGCUUUUGGAAUUUGCAUUUAAUUUUCUCAACACAGAUUUUAUCUUCUCUUUGAAUGAUUUGUUGAAAGCAUAAUGCAUAUUAAAACCUCUAUGUACCACUGUGUCUCUCACCCAUAAGCCCACACCACUCAACCUAAUCAGUUUGUUUGACCAAUUAAUUUUGAGCAUUAUGGGUGUGUUAAUUGUUUUAAAUGUCUGGCAUAAUAAAAAUGACACAAAUCUA